AAGCGGGACAUCUGGUCACCCUAAGUGUAUCGUUUACAGUGCUGGAUGAAGUAUUUUAUUUAAAAUAAAAUACGAAAAUGUAAAAAUACUACAAGUAAAAGUCUUUCAAACUAAAUGUUACCUAAUAUAAGGAAAAGUAUAGGUUCAAGGUUCAAGGUUUUUUAUUUUGUCAUACGAACAUAGCUAUAGUGUAGUUAUGACGAUGAAAAUCUUAGGUCAUCUGAUCUAACCAAUCAAGUAUGCCUAAAGUACUAGGAUAUAAAUAACUCAUUGUGCAGAAUUGCCCCUUUCAGUAAUAUUUUUAUUUAGUUUAUACAAUUAUUAUUAUUAUUAGUGCAAUACCAGAGCUGUUAUGGAAGGUUAUAUCAGUAGCGAAGUCCCUCCCCUUCCCUUUAUGAAUCGUUUUCUGCGAAAUGAUUGGCCGACUAUGAAAGUACUUCCUGUAAACAUUGACUCUGAUUGGUUCCUCGUCGUUUGACGUUCCGGAUGUUGCAUGUUUUUUUCCGGCCGGCUCACCCAUGGAUGUAGGGCUCACCGUUCCGUUCUCGGUAAAAUGGCAGAGGUCGGUCAUAGGCUAGGGAGCGGGGCUUACCGGCUGUCCGCCCUCAGAAACAGCCAGAGUUGGUCGGUGUGCACCGGAGAGAGUCCCGGUCCUCUGCUGGUCAACUCCCUCAGUGACAGCCGGUGUAAAGAGCAGUCAACCCGGGACCAACAUCAUGAAGUUCAGCCAGUGUCAAGAAGCAAAGCAACACGACUCAAACCAGAGAAACUUUCCGGAGUGACAACAAGUGAAAGUCCACAGAAAAAUGGGACUUUGGGCUGUGUCAGGUAUUUGGAGCUGGAUUCAUCCCGGUUUAUCAGAGAGAGACUUAACACUUACACAACAUCCCUGUACCUCUCAGCGAGGCAGCAGGAGAGGCUGCUGCCCGGCAGGAUGACAUCCUGGAGCAGAGGAGCUGUUUUCAUCCACCCUGACACCUUCAGGUCAGGGCAGGGGUCAGACAGGUGGAGGCGUCUGAAAGCCCAUCCUAAUACCAUGCAGGUAUCUACCAGAAGCUACAGCUGGAAGAGUGACCGCAGCUCAGAGGAGGCUCCCAUUAUGUACAGAGCAAGGACGACUUAUUACGACAUCCUCAGAGUGUCCCCUGGUGCCACACAGUCCCAGAUCAAGACAGCCUACUACAAGCAGUCUUUUCUUUUCCACCCUGACAAGAACCCAGGGAACGAUGAGGCCACGCAGCGCUUCUUUGAUAUAAGCAAGGCCUACACAGUGCUGGGAAACAUUGGCCUCAGGAGGAAGUAUGACCGUGGGAUUCUCAGCAGUUCAGAUGUUCACAGUGCAGGGAGACCUUCCUCCAAAGAGACCAUGAGCAAAUCCUCAGCCCCCCCACAUCAGCAACACUACAGAACCAGGCAGUUCUCCCAAACUGGGAAGAAGGCCAUGUUUGAUUUUGAUGCUUUUUAUCAGGCUCACUAUGGGGAGCAGCUGCAGAGGGAGAAGGACAUGAGAGCCAGGAAGCAGCGCCUGCAGGAGCAGAAGAAGGAGAACCUCAACAAGUGGAAGGAGGGAAGACAUUUGGACUUGACUAUGAUAGUGCUGAUGGCCAUGGCAGGCGUUCUCGUUGUGAAUCUCAGCAUAUCCUGAAAUAGAUGCAGCACCUUGGCGGGUGCCUCUCUGGGGUUGCAUGUUACAACUCUCAGGGAGGAGAAAGAGGGGGAGAGAGAGUGCUACCUCAGACUGUUUUGCAAGUGUUGCACGGUUUUUGACAGUUGAAGAUGAUUUUUUCUUGUGUGUUUUUAAGGAGCAAACAAAGGCUGAAUCACUGGUUAGAGGCCAAAGAUUGGUAUUUAUAAACUGUGUCAUUAGCUGAUUGUUUCAAAACAGCAACUGAGCAUAUUACUUUUCCUCAUUCAUUCACUUUAAGACUGUAAAAACCAGCAGAAACAAAAACUGCAAACACUUACCUAAAAAGUGGGUGCUGAAUGAUCAUACAUCAGAAACGUCAAGAGAGAGAACAUUUACAAAUCGUAUGUACAGGUAAUAUUAUAUUUCACUCUUAAUGGCUUUCUCACCGUUGAUUUAUUUUAACCUAGGUUUCAGAGACAUCAUUACAAUCUUGUCAAAUGGUCACUCUCCUUAUCUCAAGAAGCUGAUGUAGACUGUUAUGGAGGUUUAGUUUUUGUGCCAUCAACAUCUGUACCACCAGGUGUGAAGUUUCUGUGUCUGCACUUAUUUAUUUCAUUUCCAUAGGGACAAGUCUGAAGCCAAACCACCCUUAUUGGCAGCUCUCAUUGAAUUCCUUUCACCCACAUGCUGCACAAGGAUGUGAACAUUGAAUGUCUGAGGCUGGAACACGCACAAUCCCUUUGCCUUUCCUUACACACUGCAUCUGUAAUUCAGGAAAUCACUUUGAAGUGUGCAAAUGUAAGAUUAUUAGAAAAAUAAUACACAUGUAUACACCUAUUUUUGAGAGUGUAUCGAUCUACUGUAUAUUAUGUUAAAUUAAAAAUUAAAAUUUAUUUUUUAAUAGGGGUAACUGUAUAAACCAACUCUCAACCAACAGUUUGAUUCAUAUUUUUUAAAUAGUUUUAUUUAUCAAUGAAGAUCAUAGUUUGUGAUUACCCAGAAUGCUUUGCGUGUUUUUUUUUCUUUCUGCAAUUCUAUAAGAUCUGACCUCUAGAGGGCGCCUGAGCACAUCCAAAUCAUCAUAGGCUUCAGUUGGAGGCCUCUGUGUAGUCUGUAAUGGACGAUACUCAUUUAUGGUAUGGAAGUCUGCUGAGAGCUGCUGUUGUUGAUAAUACAUCAGUUUAUUUCCUUGAAGAUGCUUCCCAGUAGAAACUUCCAACAUGGUUCAUUUCUGGGAUUAAAGGAAUACUUCGCCAACAGAAGGAAUAUUUGUCAAUUACUCACGGUGUGUUACCUUGAAUUCUAGGAGAAUUAUUUUUUUCCAUAUGCCUAUAGUGAACGAAUAAUUAAAAAAAGACUUGUCUUGAAUGAAAGUAUAUGGGGCUGAACUUUCACAACAGUAAAACUAUAUCCAAACAUUUUCACUCUCAUAAUUUUUGUAUAUGUAAUAGAAAGUAGUUAAUUUAAUGUCUUAUUUAUCCAGUUGUAUUCUCAGUAUUUCCCUUACUAUUUAAGACAAUUCUGCAUAGACAGUCUUACGUUUGUGCAGGCAUGCCUCUUUUAAAUAGAAGAUUUAAGCAAAAAAUACACAUGUUUUGUUAAAUGUAUUUUGAAGGAACUGUGAAUGAAAUUGAGACUUGGAUUAUACUUUACAAGUUGUGUGAGAGUUUGUAGCCUGAUGUUUUGAUGCAGUUUUGCCGUUGUUAAAUGGCCCAAAACUUAAAUUCAUUACUUGCAUGAAAGAUAAAUGUUUUCUUCAAGAAUUCAAGGUUACAUGGGUUGAGUAGUUAAGAAUCAAAUGGACAUUUUGUUGGUAAAGAAUUCUUUCAAGUUAUCAGUGUUUAAACUGACUGUAGUGGUCAAACAAGUCAAACCCUUUGAACUAUGAUACUGCUGCACUAGAUCUCAUAAUACAAAUGUGUGGUAGCAUUAGGGCCUAAAUAUGGAAGAUAGGCUGACUCUGUUUCAUUUAAUAAUAUAAACUGAAACAAAUAAAAACCACGACACCUCAGUUAAUACAGAAUACAUACAUGUGAAACAAAUGAUCUCUAUAGAGAGCUCUACUUUAUCAGAUUGUUUUUGUAACACCAAACUCUUCAACUUGUUUAAGCCGUAUGUCAGGCUGUUAGUGACGUGUGUUGAAUAACCGCAGGAAAAAGUGCAACAUUUCUUCACAUUUUAUUCACAGAAAUAUAAAGUAGUAUGUCAAGUACAUCACUUUGUACAAAAUUGCACAGACUCUUCAAAACUCAGUCAGACAACAGAAAAUGUAGCUUAAGAAGUGUUAAGAAAAUAAAAGGGAGGCAUGAGCAAUCUGUGAUAUGUGAGAUGGGCUCUUGCAACAGACAGGCUCCACUGAGGAUGUUUCAUCAAGAAGAAUCAAUCAAUUGUACAUAAAUAAGACUCGAUAGGAAAAAUGUAAUUUACAACAGCUGAGGAAUAAAUAUGUUUCAAAAAUAGGAUUCAAAUUGGCACAUGAACUGCUCCGUUCUCUCCUCGACUGAAAUUUAAAUGUCACCAUUGAAGCUAAAUGGCCGUGCUUGAAAAGCCCAAUGUUGACUCUUGAUAUGUUUAUUCUUUCCGAACAAAAGUUUGCAUAUGUGUGAAGUACAGUAUCUGAAAUCUGGCUGCUCUCUAUUCAUUUUGUAAGGUGUGCCUUGCCAGUUUAAAAAGAAAAAGGUGUGACAUUGUGGGAAGUACAUCCCUGGGUUGGAUCAGAGCAUUGAUACCACUCCACUGAACAUGAAAGUGGUAACCAUUUUCUUAUUUAACUCUUGGCAAUGCAUUUCCAAAAUGUCAAACAUUUCCUUUAAGAAGGUAUUUGGACUGAUAUUGUGUUAUAGUGAAUGUCUGUGAUGUACAUUUUUACAGUAACAUGAGUAUUUUGUUGUGUUUUUCUUACGAGUUAAUAACUCAACAAGCCCAUCACUCUGUCAGCAUAAAGUAAAGCAACAACAUCACAUCUUCCCAUUCAAACAUGGCCAUCUACUACCCCUAACUUACUGCCUGUCCACACCAGGCCGCACUAACAGUACCAAAUACUGCCGCCUCUCUAAAAAGCGAGU
Messenger RNA from Trematomus bernacchii (emerald rockcod), 4692 nucleotides. RefSeq lists its product as uncharacterized. The record is from RefSeq and is a predicted model, not a curated record. NCBI's taxonomy places the organism in Eukaryota, Metazoa, Chordata, Actinopteri, Perciformes, Nototheniidae. The transcript has a single exon. The coding region runs from base 494 to 1645 and encodes 383 amino acids.